AUGGACACAUUCAAAGAAUAUAGUAUUUGUUCUCUUUGUCUUUCAACAACAUCCAAUUAUCUUCUCGAUUGUGAUCAUUGUCAAUUAUCAUUUUGCUAUGAAUGCCUGUUGGAACAUCAUCAUACUAAUCUUUAUAAUCGUAUGUGCACACAAAUUCAGGAUAUCAACGCUAUUGUCGCGCGGUUUAUUGGUUAUGCACACAGUCAAACUGAAUGGGUUGAUCAUUUGACACAUGAUCGUCUUGAUUUACAGAUUUUUCUACGCUAUAUUCAAGAAACAUCAUCUUACGCCACUGUGAAUUAUUUGCCAACAGAAGUCUGGUUGGAACAUGUUGAUAAUCUAAUAGAAAAAGACCGUUUUGCUAUUGAUGAAGAUUGUUCUUGGUUACUUGAAGAACCGAAACGUCUAACUUCGACACCGAAAAAGUCAAAAAGCAGUCAAAAUGUAUUUUCUUAUACAAUUGAUUUACCGAAAUCUGUUAAAUGUCUUGAAUUUAUAAAAUAUGAUAUUCAUCAAAAUAUUCAUUUUGAUUUUGAUAAAUUACUUGCACAACAAGCAAAAGUUUUGACUUAUUUAAAAGUUCAUAGAAUUGGUACAUUCAAUCGUAUUGAUACUCAAUAUCCAUUUCUUACUCAUUUGACAACUGAUGUUUUUCAAAAUCUCGGAAGUUCAAUUACAUAUCUUUAUCUUUUUAUUCAUAAAGAAAAUAAAAAUAUGAAAAUAAAUCUUGAACAAUUUUCUCAUUGUCUUACUCAUCUUACACUACAUUUUGUCGAAGAAAUUGUUGUAUCAUUUCAAUCUCUUGAACAAUGUCUUUUUAAUUUACAUCAAUUAACACAUCUAACAGUUCAAGCAAGCGAUAAAAAUGAUUUAUUUGAUGGUAAUCAAUGGAAAAAUUUUAUUUUAAAAACAAACAUUAUUAUAUUCAAUUUUGAAUUUCAAAUUUUGAAUUCUAAUAAAGAUGUAUCAAUAUUACUCGAAUCAUUUCGUUCAUCAUUUUGGCUUAGAGAAAAACAUUUCUAUGUUGGAUAUCAUAAUGAUGACGAGAAUGAUCAAACAUUCUUAUAUACAAUAACUUGA
This is a messenger RNA of Rotaria sp. Silwood1, 1080 nucleotides long. The record is from the annotation of a GenBank genome assembly. Lineage: Eukaryota; Metazoa; Rotifera; Eurotatoria; Philodinida; Philodinidae.